Molecule: messenger RNA, 2199 nt
Organism: Physcomitrium patens
Lineage: Eukaryota; Viridiplantae; Streptophyta; Bryopsida; Funariales; Funariaceae
Source: RefSeq, a predicted model, not a curated record
CUUCGGAUCUAGCAUCUCGAGAAUCUGCGUUUCGCAGUUCUAGAAUCUACUAGAACGCUCAGGGGCCGCAAUUGAAGGCAACGGCUGAUUGAGGGAGUCUGACAAACUGUACCGGGAGGUGCGACACGCACGCCACUCUCGGGAAGCUAAUUUCACGGGGCUUCGAUGCCAUUGUGUUGUCUCAGUUGCGGAGGGGUGUCGUGUGACUAAUUGGAUGUCUCAGACCUUUGGUGUGAUCCAUCACCUAUUGUGCAGAGCCUUGCAGGAGCUGGAAGACGCUGUCUAUAGAUGCUUGUUUGCUUGAUCUUUGUCGAAGUGACUGUGUUUGGAGGUCUUAGAUUGCGACUGUCUUAGCGUGGAUUGACUGCUCUCGCUCUGUUUGGCUGUCUGUCUAUUUCUCCCCUCCCCCCUUCUUUCGCGCUCUCUCUUUCGUCGAAGAACUAAUUGUGUUUCAGAAUUCGAACCAGGAUUAGUUUUGGAGAGUUGGGUGUAGGACUUUGGGCGUCGUAGAGUGCGUACGUCCUUGUAUUUAUCAACCAGGUUGAGCAUUAUGAGGUUUGAUAUUGGGCAUAACGAUGUACGUGGGUUUUUCACUUGUGAGGAGGAGCACGCGUACGCACUCCAUUCGCAGACAGUAGAACUGAACCAGUGUGGUUCUAUAUUGAUGCAGCAGAUCCAUGCACCCAUAGAGGUUGUGUGGUCCAUUGUGAGGUCGUUUGGCAGUCCACAGAUUUACAAGAAGUUUAUACAAGCUUGUAUCUUGACAGUGGGCGAUGGUGGGGUUGGGAGUAUCAGAGAAGUGUUUCUGGUGUCGGGUGUUCCAGCCACUUCCAGUAUAGAACGGUUGGAAAUCCUUGACGAUGAGAAGCAUGUUUUUAGUUUUAGGGUGUUGAAGGGAGGCCAUCGUCUGCAGAAUUAUCGGUCCGUGACCACGCUUCAUGAGCAGGAGGUAAAUGGCAGGCAGACUACCACAGUGUUAGAGUCUUAUGUUGUUGAUGUACCAGAUGGUAACACGAGGGAGGAGACUCACAUGUUUGCUGAUACUGUUGUAAUGUGCAACUUGAAAUCCUUGGCGCAAGUUGCAGAGUGGAGGGCCAUGCAAGGGAUUACGCAACAAUUGUCAACCUCCUCCCUGUAAAGGCUUGGAUUUGUCAUGUUGGGGAUAUGGAUUGUGUGUGCAUCAGCGGUGCAGUGCAAGACUUUUGGCCGUGUUUUUCUUUUUCUUUUUUCCGACGUCUUUUGCAGCAAGGAGUCUUACAACGCUCGCAUUCUCGUGUUUGCGAAGUAUUACGUUGCAAAGACUCGCUCACGGUACUGCGGCAACGGCGACGGUGACCUUCUUGAAGACCUUGCUUGCGUGCUCACAGCGUCCAAAGCCUGUGCUUCCUGCUUUCGGGCAGCUCUUUCGCCUGCCCCUCUAGCAAGCUGCGUCCAACACCGGCUCUGUGUUGGCGUUAAAUGCGCGAGGUAGUCCGUCCUCAGUUCCCUUACGUUUAAGAGGUUCGCCGUCGAGUUGGGUUUCGCCUGAAUUUCGACAUAGCUACGUGCGUUGGAAAUGUGGUUGCCGAUAAGCAGAUGCGGUUAAUCACGCUCUGCUUGUUGUGGCGUGGGUUUUUGGGGAUUGGUAAUGUGCUAGGCUGGCGAUGCGACUUUACAGGGAAGAAUGUUAACAAUGAGUGCAAGGUCUUGUUGUUGCGAACCGCGGAACAAAUCGUUUGCAGCUACCCAGAUUCCAGUAAGAGCGGGCCUGGUGGGAGGUGGUCGAGCGGCGUCUUUCAACGAAGACUUUGGACAUACCUAAGAGACAUCGCCUCCAAACUGUGGCUAAGAAGGCCGGUUUUGAUCUGAGUGACAUCUGGUUAGGUUAAUUUUUGUAAUCCUUAUGGGAAGCGUCAUGCAGUUUGUAGCACGCUCGGGCACAGGUUAUAAAAAUAGACCUUCACACUUAGCAGAACUUGUUGAGCGUGUGAUUGAAUUCGAGCUGCUAUUGAAGUCCUUUGUUUAUGUAUGAUAUCUGUAGAACUUUUCUAGACUUUAUGCCACCUGAGCUACCAUGUAUAGAAGCAGUUACUUUGUCAACCGUGCUUGAUGGUACACGGCUGUCAGCUUUUAGCGGUCGUGGUAUCUGAAUGAAGAUGCAGUUAUCUUGAAUUGAAAUUUUUGGUAAUUUUGCCUUUGCAGCUGGCAUAAAUAUUGGCA